Uloborus diversus is the source of this 1020-nucleotide messenger RNA. Its product is annotated as tachykinin-like peptides receptor 99D. The transcript is spliced from 4 exons. Gene Ontology annotation, cellular component: membrane. The record is from RefSeq and is a predicted model, not a curated record. Bases 1 to 1020 code for a protein of 339 amino acids. Gene Ontology annotation, biological process: G protein-coupled receptor signaling pathway. Lineage: Eukaryota; Metazoa; Arthropoda; Arachnida; Araneae; Uloboridae. Gene Ontology annotation, molecular function: neuropeptide Y receptor activity.
AUGACUUUGUUUGGUGACAUGCAUAUGAAAGACGAAUUUCUUCAUUCUGUGCCCACUCCAGAGAGGAUGUUGAAUUAUACUCAACUAUCAUUUACGGAGCUGAUAACCUCAAAUGAAACUACGACUCCACCCGAAGCAUUUACGGAAUUAUUCGAAGUUCCAAUCGGAGUGGCAGCGCUGUUACUAGUGUCAUACGGCGCGGUUUUUCUUGUAGCUGUUGUUGGAAAUAUCUGCGUACUUUGGGUAGUGAUAUCUCGGCGCAGGAUGCGAACUGUCACCAAUUAUUUCAUUGGAAAUCUGGCUCUCGCUGAUGUCGUUAUUGGACUGCUUGCCGUGCCAUUCCAAUUCCAAGCCGCCUUGUUGCAGAAAUGGCUUUUACCGGCGUUCAUGUGUGCUUUUUGCCCAUUCAUUCAAGUACUGUCAGUUAAUGUGAGCGUUUUCACUCUAUCUGCUAUAGCAUUCGACAGAUACAUAUCAGUACUGCAUCCUUUCAAAAGACAAGGAACGUCGAAACUUUCUGCAAAGCUCAUCAUACUUUGCAUAUGGCUGUUCGGGGCGCUUGCGGCAUCGCCAUAUUUGAUCGCAUAUCAUGUGACUUUUGUGUAUAAUCCCCCGACUGGUGACUUUACUAGGCCCUUUUGUGCGAAUACUGGCGUAUCUACAAGACUUUGGGGAAUGUACCAGUAUGGACUCGUUGCUCUACAGUAUGUACUUCCCCUGUGCUUCAUUGCUUUUGCCUACGGAAAGAUGGGAAUGAGAUUGAGGAUGGAGGGAUGCGUGACAGCCCCAAGAGAUGACACUGUCCUCAAGAACAAGAAAAAAGUCAUCAAAAUGCUGUCUAUCGUAGUUGCACUCUUUGGAAUAUGCUGGUUGCCAUUUCAGACGUAUAAUGUUUUGCAAGAAAUGAUGCCGCAGAUAAAUGAGUACAAGUAUAUAAACGUCAUUUGGUUUUUUGCACAUUGGCUAGCCAUGAGCAAUUCCUGCUACAACCCUUUCAUCUAUGCUAUCUACAAUAUCUAA